UCUCUUUUUCCCAGUCCCUGCAUGGGCCACGUGCGCUGUCCCUCGUUUAUACGCUCCCUAAUUUACGCUCCAAAUUUACCCCUUUUUUCCUCUCUCCCUUUCUUCCUAUAAAACCCUCCCCCUCCCCCUCAUUUUCCCCUCAAAUUUCAAUUCACAUCAAUUUCUCUCUCACUACUACACCUAAUUUCCUCUCUCCACCGCUUCUUUUCACAAUAUGGCUGCCGGAGACCGCUCCACAUCCACCACGCCUCCCACUUCCAAAGAGAUCCGCUACAGAGGCGUCAGAAAGAGGCCGUGGGGUCGCUACGCUGCCGAAAUCCGAGACCCACGUAAGAAGACUAGGGUUUGGCUUGGCACAUUCAAUACGGCAGAAGAAGCGGCGCGUGCUUAUGACGCGGCUGCGCGUGAAUUUAGAGGCGCAAAUGCCAAAACUAAUUUCCCUCUUCAAACCGAUUUCCUUAUCGUUGAUAACAAUAACCACAGCAACUUCCAUAAAUCCGCUUGCAGUACUAGUCCCAGCCACAGCAGCACCGUCGAGUCCUCUUCCCCAUCCCCAACGCCGUCGGAUCCUUACCUCGACGGAGGCAUCCACCCGCCAGGCAUUUCCCCUCCAAUUUUCUUCUUCGACGCGUUUGCUCAGGCGGAAAAGAAUAUCAGUGACUUUCGUCGGACCGUUACCGCCGCCGUCGCCGGUGCAAGCGACUCCGAUUCGUCAUCUGUAGGUGAUUUCGACACUACGCGAAAAUCCCGGCCGUUGGAUUUUGACCUCAAUCUUCCAGCUGUGGAAGUUGUCUGAGGAUCCGUGUCUUUUUUUUUUUUCUUUUCAUUUUGAAUAUGAACUAAUUUUUCUAAUUUAAUAUCCGUAAAAUCCAUUUCAAGGAUUGAAUGAAAUAUUCGACCAGAAUGAGAUUAAAAAAUAUAUAUUAGAAGGUGUAUUAUUGUAUAGAUAUCAAAGAAUUUCUCCGAUUUGAAUUUUAUUAAUUUUGGAAUUCAAUUUAAA
Molecule: messenger RNA, 1000 nt
Organism: Cucumis sativus (cucumber)
Lineage: Eukaryota; Viridiplantae; Streptophyta; Magnoliopsida; Cucurbitales; Cucurbitaceae
Product: ethylene-responsive transcription factor 4
Exons: 1
Coding region: 215-796 (193 amino acids)
Biological process (GO): regulation of DNA-templated transcription
Molecular function (GO): DNA binding; DNA-binding transcription factor activity
Source: RefSeq, a predicted model, not a curated record